UUUCUUUCCUUCAGCAGCAGUAUGAGUAUCACCCAAAACGCCAAAAAGUACCCUCUAGCCGCCACAACACUCACGUGUCAGGCAAAUUAAAUUAUUCACCCAAAAUAAAUAAAUAAAUAAAAACAAAACCAGCUGUGUGCACUAUGCAUUGAAACCAAACCAUUAUAUAAGCACUCACACACACCGCGUUGUGUCACUAUAAUAACUGAUCAUCAAAUUUUAACGUAGAUUCUCUCAGUUGUUCUUUCAACAACUGCAUUUUUUCCUUCCUUCCAUUUUCUUUCUUCCCUCCUUAAUUUUCCAUCACAAGUCACUAAAAAACAACAAUGUUGUUGUGUUGUUAAUGCAGUUUCUUUCUUCUUCUUAUUUUUUUCUUUCCUUCCAUUUUCCACACACUCAUAAAUGACACAUUACUCCACUUUUUCAGACACCCUUUAACUUGAAUUUUCCUUUUCAACCAUGGCCUGUCUUCUUCAAAACAGAGUCUCUGUUUUGGUCUGUUUUUCAUUCUUUUGCGCCACGGUUUGUGGCCAAACAUCGCCGCCUUUUGCCUGCGAUGUUACCAAGAACGCAUCCUUCGCCGGUUUUGGAUUCUGUGACAAGUCAUUGCCGGUGGCGGACAGGGUUGCUGACCUUGUGAAGAGGCUGACGUUGCAGGAGAAAAUCGGGAACCUGGGGGAUUCUGCGGUGGAUGUGGGUAGGCUUGGGAUUCCGAGGUAUGAGUGGUGGUCUGAGGCACUUCAUGGGGUUUCCAACAUUGGCCCUGGGACUCGUUUUUCCAGUGUGGUUCCUGGUGCUACUAGUUUCCCCAUGCCCAUUCUCACUGCAGCUUCUUUCAAUUCUACCUUGUUUCAAGCCAUUGGAAAGGUGGUUUCAACAGAAGCACGAGCAAUGUACAAUGUGGGGUUGGCUGGUUUGACAUAUUGGUCACCAAACAUUAACAUAUUCAGAGAUCCAAGGUGGGGAAGAGGACAAGAGACACCAGGGGAAGACCCUUUACUAAGUAGCAAAUAUGCAGCAGGAUAUGUGAAAGGUCUGCAACAAACUGAUGAUGGAGACUCCAACAAGCUCAAGGUUGCUGCUUGUUGCAAACACUACACAGCCUAUGAUGUGGAUAACUGGAAAGGUGUUCAGCGUUACACAUUCAAUGCUGUGGUGUCACAGCAAGAUUUGGAUGACACCUUCCAACCACCAUUUAAGAGCUGUGUGAUUGAUGGGAAUGUUGCAAGUGUGAUGUGUUCCUACAACCAGGUUAAUGGAAAACCAACCUGUGCAGACCCUGACCUUCUUAAGGGGGUUAUCCGAGGCCAAUGGAAAUUGAAUGGAUAUAUAGUUUCUGACUGUGACUCGGUUGAAGUGCUUUUCAAAGAUCAGCAUUACACCAAGACUCCUGAAGAAGCUGCAGCCAAAUCCAUUCUAGCAGGGUUGGAUUUGGACUGUGGAAGCUAUCUUGGCAAAUAUACAGAAGGGGCUGUCAAGCAAGGGCUUUUGGAUGAAGCAUCCAUUAACAAUGCUAUCUCCAACAAUUUCGCCACAUUGAUGCGACUUGGUUUCUUUGAUGGUAAUCCAAGCACGCUACCUUAUGGGGGCCUUGGUCCAAAGGAUGUAUGCACAUCAGAGAACCAGGAACUCGCCCGGGAAGCUGCAAGGCAAGGGAUUGUGUUGCUUAAAAAUAGUCCAGGAUCACUGCCUCUAAGUGCCAAAUCCAUUAAAUCAUUGGCAGUAAUAGGCCCCAAUGCAAAUGCUACUAGGGUCAUGAUUGGAAACUAUGAAGGCAUCCCUUGCAAAUAUAUAUCACCUUUGCAAGGCCUAACAGCCUUGGUUCCUACAAGCUAUGUUCCUGGCUGUCCUGAUGUGCAUUGCGCCAGUGCACAGCUAGACGAUGCCACAAAGAUUGCAGCAUCUUCAGAUGCAACUGUGAUUGUAGUGGGUGCAAGUCUAGCUAUAGAGGCAGAAAGUCUCGACAGAGUUAACAUUGUUCUUCCAGGACAGCAGCAACUUCUAGUGAGUGAAGUUGCUAAUGCAUCCAGGGGACCUGUAAUUCUUGUCAUAAUGUCUGGAGGAGGCAUGGAUGUGUCAUUUGCUAAAGCUAAUGAUAAAAUCACAAGUAUCUUGUGGGUUGGCUACCCUGGCGAAGCUGGUGGAGCUGCCAUAGCUGAUGUGAUUUUUGGCUUUUACAAUCCAAGUGGAAGGCUACCCAUGACAUGGUAUCCAGAAUCAUAUGUAGAAAAUGUUCCAAUGACAAACAUGAACAUGAGGGCAGAUCCUUCUACAGGUUACCCGGGUAGAACUUACAGAUUUUAUAAAGGUGAAACUGUUUUCUCAUUUGGUGAUGGAAUAGGCUACUCCAACGUUGAGCACAAAAUAGUUAAAGCACCGCAGUUGGUGUUUGUUCCUCUAGCAGAGGAUCAUGUAUGCCGGUCCUCAGAAUGCAAGUCACUUGAUGUUGCUGAUGAGCAUUGUCAAAACAUGGCAUUUGAUAUUCACCUUAGGGUCAAGAACAUGGGGAAAAUGAGCAGUAGCCAUACUGUGUUAUUGUUCUUUACUCCUCCAGCAGUGCACAAUGCCCCUCAGAAACACUUGUUGGGUAUUGAGAAAGUGCACUUGGCAGGAAAAUCAGAAGCACAAGUUAGGUUCAUGGUAGAUGUUUGUAAGGAUUUGAGUGUGGUUGAUGAACUUGGCAAUAGGAGAGUUCCAUUGGGGCAGCAUCUGCUUCAUGUGGGAAACUUGAAGUAUCCAUUGAGCGUGAGGAUUUGAAACAAGUCUUCAGUUCCUCUGCAUUGAGUUUUAUUCCCCCCCCCCCCUUCCUCAUUGGUUUCCUUAUAGAUUUUUUUUUUGUAGGGAACCAGAAAUAAGUUUGAUGUAACUGUAAGAAAAUUGUCUGAUUGAAACUGUCAUAUUUAAAUCACAAAUGUCAAAUCAAAAUUAAGAUAAAGAUUUUACAAGAACCCCCAUUA
Molecule: messenger RNA, 2957 nt
Organism: Lotus japonicus
Lineage: Eukaryota; Viridiplantae; Streptophyta; Magnoliopsida; Fabales; Fabaceae
Product: beta-xylosidase/alpha-L-arabinofuranosidase 1
Exons: 7
Coding region: 460-2757 (765 amino acids)
Biological process (GO): xylan catabolic process; arabinan catabolic process
Cellular component (GO): plant-type cell wall
Molecular function (GO): xylan 1,4-beta-xylosidase activity; alpha-L-arabinofuranosidase activity
Source: RefSeq, a predicted model, not a curated record